This is a messenger RNA of Bursaphelenchus okinawaensis, 3836 nucleotides long. NCBI's taxonomy places the organism in Eukaryota, Metazoa, Nematoda, Chromadorea, Rhabditida, Aphelenchoididae. The record is from the annotation of a GenBank genome assembly.
AUGUCGGACGAUGUGGAGCCACAGAUUCGCGACAAGUAUGAGCUUCACAAGCGGCUGGGCAAGGGUGCCUACGGCAUCGUCUGGAAGGCGACAGACAAGAGGACCAAGGACACGGUUGCCUUGAAGAAGAUCUUCGACGCCUUCCGCAAUCAGACCGACGCUCAGCGAACGUUCCGUGAGAUAAUGUUCCUCCAGGAGUUCGGGCGACAUCCCAACAUUAUCAAGUUGUUCAACAUUUUACGUGCCGAAAAUGAUAAGUAUGUGAUUUUGUAUGGUACAUUUCUGAUAAGCAUACCUAACGUAAUUUCUGCAUGAGAAUAGAUUAUGUUUUAUCUCAUAGGGACCUAAAGCGACUUUCGAUACACAUACAAUGACUUUUAGGGACAUUUACUUGGUCUUUGAAUACAUGGAAGCAGAUUUGCAUAAUGUGAUAAAGAAGAUGACGAUCCUCAAAGAUAUCCACAAACAGUACAUCAUGUGCCAACUGUUCCGUGCUGUCAGAUACCUACAUUCUGGGAAUGUGCUACACCGUGAUCUGAAGCCGUCAAAUGUUUUGUUGGAUGCUGAUUGUCGGGUCAAGUUGGCUGACUUCGGUUUAGCUAGGUCGUUAAGUCAAGUAAGUAGUUUUUUUUACUUUUAAUUUGAAUGAUAUUGUCAAGUACUUAUGAUCUUACUUAUUUGAAUGAUUUAUGUGCAACUUGAUGUAGUUUUUUAAUCUUGGGCCUUUUCAGCUCGAAGACUACCCUGAAGGACAGAAUAUGCCCGAGCUAACAGUAAGUAAUCAUUCCACAGUCUAACCACUAUCUUCAGGAAUACGUAGCCACCAGGUGGUAUCGCUCGCCGGAGAUCCUGCUGGCUGCCAGACGAUACACCAAAGGUGUAGAUAUGUGGAGUUUGGGAUGUAUUUUAGCGGAAAUGCUGCUCGGACGGGCGCUCUUUCCCGGCAGUUCAACCAUAAAUCAAAUAGAGCGUAUAAUGAAUUCAAUAAACAAGCCCAGCAAGGUGAGUGCAAUAACAACCCCCGCCAUUCUUGCAGAGUGACAUAGACAGUAUUGGCUCCCAUUAUGCUCAAUCCGUCCUCGAGAAGAUGCCUCAACGUCCCAAGAAGCCCCUGGACGUCCUGCUACACUGCACCAAUCCUCACGCGGUCGAUUUGGUCAACCGACUGCUGCUGUUCGCUCCACACAAACGACUGAACGUAGAACAAUGCCUUGUACAUCCAUACGUGUUACAGUUCCACAACCCGGCCGAAGAGCCGGCCUUACAUUACGAUGUUACACUACCAUUGCCCGAUCACAUACAACUCAGUGUUCAAGAGUACCGAGACAAGUUGUACGAGAUGAUCGUAUCCAAAAAGACAAAUAUACGACGAAUACAACAUGACAAACCCAUUAAACCUCAAGCCCAACGCACGGUCUAUCCUCAAGAAGAAGUUCGGCCGCCGAGUCAGAAGAAGACCAACGGCUACGUUAAGAAUGCAGAAGAACCGAAGCAGAUUCAGUACCGUCAGAGACGUGGAUCGAGUUCGAACACUCCGCCAGAGGUGAAUGAAUUGCCUAGAAGUAAGAGCUACACGAGCACGUUAAACAACGGCUAUGAUAAGAAGGUACCUGAGCCAGUGAGGAGGCCGAGUAUCGAGAAGAACGAGGAAGUGAUCAGGUAGGAACGACGUUCUCACGGUGGGAAACGUUGUGUUAUACAUGUAGAUUGCGCUUAUUAGAUAAAAGAAAGCCUUGAGUUAUGUGAACUAAAAAAUAUUAAAAUUUUAAACCAGAAAAUAACUUUUAUGUCUGAAUUUUACUUGCAAAUUUUAAAAUAUCUUUUUCAGAAAAGCCACAUCGACUGGUAAAUUGAACUCGACCCCUCAACGUCGACCGCCAAACCAACAUUAUGUUCAGCCGAACUACCGUGCCGCUCCAAUUGCCCAAGCUGAGUGUUCUGAUACUGACUUUGAUUCAGCACGAUCAGCACGCCACCACGAAGUCAGUAAAAAUCAGAACGGCGAGACACAGAACAUAAAACAGAACGGUGUGGCCAGAUAUUCUCAUCCAAGAGGUAGGGCUUUCACAUGUAUGCAACAUGCACUUAAUUUAUAAAUAGAGUUCUUUGAAAUGGGCACGUCAAUUGAUGUAAUUAUAUGUUAUACUGGUUCGUUACUCAUUAUGACAUAGUAUGGUAAUGUGGUAUGAACAUUACCAUACUGUGAUACGUAGCACGGCUCCCCAAAAAUAGAAAAUUAUUAAAAAAUCGAUUGUAGACAUUUCGUUGUCUCAACUAUAGAUUCGAAAAAUAAAAAAUACAAAAAUGUUGUAAAAUAUAUUUCAACUCACACGAUGUAUAUGUUGUAACACAUGGUUUUACUUUUAAAUUUUGUUUAAAAUAUUAAUUAUGUUUUUCUGCUUCUCUGGGAGCAAACCCGAUGAAAAUCCGUCAAGUUCGGACCCUUUUACAGCCGAAGACGCGACAAAAAAUAAAAAAGCGGCCGCAAUAACGAAAAGUCAAAAAUUAUCGAAAAAGACAAUCGAUGACGAACUUAUAUUUUGAUUGAUUUUACGGUUUGGGGAGCCGUGCGUAGUGCUGUCAUAGGUUACAUUUUGGUUGAGAGUAAAAGUUUGAAGCUUAUAUGACCUGCAGCGCCUCAUAUUUGAAAAAAGUUACUAUUAAUAAGGAUAAUAUAGUAUAAAUUUAUUUCCUUAGUUUAUCAUUAUCAUGUAUAAUAUAUUAGGUCGUUCAAUAAAGAAUGGCUGAUUUUGACCGAAAACUUUAACAAAGCAUAACUUUCUUCAACAACAAGUUUAUAAAUCGAAACAACAACCAUCAGAUUCAGUACAUUUUUGCCAACGUUUGACAAGUUGAUUCAUUCUCUUUUCGUAGAAGUCCGGUCUUCUGGAGACGAUGGAAUCUCCGAAGCCCGUUUUUACAUUACCUUCGGUAUUGAAGCAGUUCUGCCGGACCAACGGGUCCAGAUGCUUGAAACGUUGGUAAUUGGUAGAAGACAAGUUGGGUGAGUAGGGCGAGUGCCAAAAAGUUUUGUAGCCUAGUUCGUGUAGCUUCACCGUGGUCAUCUUCAAAAAGCUGGUCUUUUUGCUUACCUUUAAAUCCUUGUGGAAUCCACUUUUUCAGUGUUUUUAGCUUAUCACUUUUCUCAAGGUGGUUGUAAAUGGUAGUGGAGAAAACAUCCAGCUCAGAAUUAAAUCACGAACAGUAGUACGUGAAGCUUCUUCCACCAUUGCCUUCAGAAUCUCAUCAAUGGAUGACCAUCGAUGACGUAAUUUUCCAAGGUCCCGACGUCAGAACGGAAGCGGCUGAACCAGCGAGACGUAGUCCGUUCGGAAGCUGUUCGUAGCCCAAACGCAUCGUUGAUGUUGCGGGUUGCCUGUGUCGCGUUAUUGCGUAACUUGAACUCUUACAAAAAAUUGCAAAAAUUUGGUGUUUGACCAUCGCCUUUUAAAAAAAUCAUAACUCAAGUAAUAGUUGAUCAAAUUUCACCAAUAAAACAUGAAAAUGAAGCUCACAUUUAGGGCUUUCCAACAACGUAAAAAACCCAACUAUAAAAAAGAAGAAAGUUAUGAAGCGACAAAAAAUUUGCCCGCCAAAAUCAGCCAUUCUUUAUUGAACAACCUAAUACUUAGUUUACCAUAUAUAAUAUAUUUUCAGAACGUGCCCAAAGCGCAGAUACAAAAGGAAAAGAACAGCCUCUGGCCAAAACACAAAAAGAAAUGCGAAGAUCUCACGAUCGUUUGGGCGGCCUUCUGAAUGCCCUCAGGCCAUCGUCCAAGUCGUCUAGUCAAAGUAAACAUUACAGUAAUGGUGGCAUCGCGACCAUUUUGAGUUAA